AUGACUGACCUUUCAUCAAUCAAAGGGAAGAAAAGGGGACCUACAACCGUGAUCACAGAGGCCUGUCCAAAGUCUCCCAAGGUCAGUUUCCUCACUCCUUCUCUACUGCUCAUGGAGAUCCCUUCUGACACCAACACCAGUCUGCCAGUGUGGGACGCCAUGCACUCCCAACAAGUGGACGUUGUCUGGACUGUGACACCAUACAGUAUCAAUGUCCGCUUCACUCCUCUCCCCUCCAAGUCAGGGCAGACUACUAGUGCCAGCAAUACUCUUAUCUGCUCUCCUGGCAAAAGCAGCAGCACCACCAGGAUCAUCCAGUUGUCGUCAGGCCCAUCCUCAGCCCUAAGCCAGACCCAAAUGAUCAUCCAACCUCUACCACAACAAAUGACCCCAACCAAAAUCCCCCCCAGUGUGCUCCUCACCUUUCCUCAACCUGGAGCAAUCACCAUCUCACCUCACAAGCCCCAAAACAUGACACCGGGCCCAGUCAAAACCACCUCUCUCAUCCUCCCCCUGCCUGUCAUCAUCACCCAGCCACAGCCUGUCCACCAGCCUACCACCCCAGCCCAAACACAAGCCCAAGCCUCUAGCACUAAUCAGCCCCCUGGUCCAUCCAAGAUGGCAGUCAGUCUGACCUUCCACACAAACACCUCCGGCGACAUCCAGAUCUGCGACCACUUUCUCACUUACUUCUGCAGGACGGGGAGCAACUGCAAGCAGCACCACACGCCAUACCCCUUCCACUGGCAGCUGUGGGGCAUCAACAGUCACCAGUGGGUAGACUUCACCCCCCGCGCCCAGGUUAAUCUCGAGAGGGCCUACUGCAAUGUCAACCGGGAGGAGAUUGGAGUCAAGGAAGGUACGGAUAUGUUCACCCUGCACUUUGACAACAUGACGUUGAAGGACGGGGAGAAAUACGACCGGGUCAGAAGACUCCAGAACACCACAGACCCAACCAAGAACCCUCACCUCUACACCAGGUGGUGCUUCUUCUGGUGGAAUAACCUCAGCUGGACAAAGUACAGAGAGGAUGUGUCCAAGAUCCUUCUGGACAAGAGGGAUGCUGGGGAGCUGGAGUGUCGUUUGCACAUCUUAGCGGUGGAAUACAAGGUGGACUUCAUCAGUAUGAUCCAGACCAACGUCACCACAGGGUUUCAGCGGGCCAUCCGACUCAGACCCUUCUACCGCUCCCUUAAGUCUCUGAGAGCACAUUUGCGGACAGGUAUCCUGCUGGAUGGUCUGGCCGGCAUAUCCACCGAGCCUUCUCCGGCCAACUUCAGUGUAGACCCUCUGGGGGAGUUCAGCACCUGGUACCCCCCAGUGUGGACCCCUAGCUCCGCCCCAGACCAGGACUACAGCAUGGUGGAUGUGCCGGCCAACACCCAGGCCUUCCAGAAGGUCCACAGCCUGUUCCACAAGACUCUGUCAGAGACCCGGGUGGAGAUGGUCAGCCUCCACCAGAUCCAGAAUGUUCUCCACUGGGACAAGUUCCAAAGUUACAAGGAGCACAUGCGGAAGCGCGGUGACACCAAGGAAGACGGGGCUCUGGAGAGGCACCUGUUCCACGGGACCAUCGGGGACUUCAUUGAGGACAUCUGCCACAACAACUUUGACCCGCGCGUCUCGGGAGUCAACGGGUUCGUGUACGGCUACGGCUCCUACUUCGCCCGCGACGCCUCCUACUCCAACACCUUCACUGCGGUGUCACCUGACGCUGGGGUCCGUCACAUGUUCCUGGCCAAGGUGCUGGUGGGAAAGGUGAGCGUGGGCAAGUGCAAAUACCGCCGGCCGCCACCCGUCAGAUCCACGAAGGAGGACUACAACCUAUACGACACCUGUGUGGACCAGCUGGUCAACCCCACAAUCUUUGUAGUUUUUGACCGGUGCCAGUGCUACCCCUACUACCUGAUCAAAUACAAAGAACUGCUAGUGGUGGACGUUAAUGAGUAGGUUUGCCCUGGGAGAGCUUGUGUUGCUGCCUGUGACGGUAACUGUUGUUGUUCACUGGAUAUUCAUUCCACACCAGACCGUAAUGCAGCACCUUGCAUUAAGGUGAAAGACGAUGUUUGUGUAUCCAGUCCAAAGGAUAAUGUUCAAAGCCUUCCAAAGACUUGGAAUGUCUUUAGAAUAGAAAUGUGUUUUACGAAGUUUUACAAUUACCGUUUUUACAGUAAGUUUCUACAACGUCCCAUUUUAAAAUGGAAUUCUAAAUGCAACACAAACAAGUUUGAUAUAUUUUCGAAAUGUUUUAAUAAUGGAAACAAUUGUAAUUUGAUCAUGUAGAAAGAAGAAAUUAUAAGUUAUAGAUGUUGCUUACGAAAAGGUUCGUUAUAAACUGUAAAGUCGUUAUGUUAUUGACAAUAAAUGGGUUUACUGAAUACAUCAGGGGCAGUCGGUUCAGUUUAUGAUUACGGAGGACGAUACGGAGGACUUAUGAGCAUGUUCAUAUUUCUAUUAAAGAAUAUUGGAUGACUGUCAUUCAUAUUCCAUUCACCCAGUUUAAUGUUAACAUCGAUAGGUUUAGGCUACUACAUGAUACUAACAUUUUCCCU
Messenger RNA from Oncorhynchus gorbuscha (pink salmon), 2552 nucleotides. RefSeq names its product protein mono-ADP-ribosyltransferase TIPARP-like. Lineage: Eukaryota; Metazoa; Chordata; Actinopteri; Salmoniformes; Salmonidae. Gene Ontology annotation, molecular function: metal ion binding; NAD+ poly-ADP-ribosyltransferase activity. The record is from RefSeq and is a predicted model, not a curated record. The coding region runs from base 1 to 1950 and encodes 649 amino acids. The transcript is spliced from 5 exons.